Molecule: messenger RNA, 6824 nt
Organism: Xenopus laevis (African clawed frog)
Lineage: Eukaryota; Metazoa; Chordata; Amphibia; Anura; Pipidae
Gene: pomgnt1.S
Product: protein O-linked mannose N-acetylglucosaminyltransferase 1 (beta 1,2-) S homeolog
Biological process (GO): protein O-linked glycosylation; glycoprotein biosynthetic process; protein O-linked glycosylation via N-acetylgalactosamine
Cellular component (GO): Golgi membrane
Molecular function (GO): carbohydrate binding; beta-1,3-galactosyl-O-glycosyl-glycoprotein beta-1,3-N-acetylglucosaminyltransferase activity; acetylglucosaminyltransferase activity
Source: RefSeq, marked provisional
CUGGUAAUUGGCGAUAGGAUUUGGAGGCGUUUAGAACAGUACAAUUCACUUUGGGGACUCAUGUUGCCCAUUAAAAAAAUCCGGCAUUAUGGAUGCCCCUGACUAGAGAAAACAAAGUCAGGCAUACGAAGGACUUGACCCUGCCCUGGCAAAAAUGGAUGAGUGGGACCCAGAUUCCCAUUCAAAGAUCCCCCUGCCACAAAAGAAGCGGGGGUGGUACCUUGCCUGGAAAUAUAAGAUGACUAAUCAAAGGGCUAUACGACGAAUGUGUCAAACAGUGGCUGUUCUGUUCCUACUCGUAACAGUUAUUGUAAACAUCAAGCUUAUACUGGACACAAGAAGAGCAGUAAAUGAAGAAGAAAUUGAUCAGGACUAUGAUGAAUCUUUGCAACAAGCGGAUUCCCCACGUCGACCAGCAAACGGUAAAAAGGUGCUGGACACUGAAAUUUAUUCAAGCAGAUCAAAGGUUUACAUAGCUGUGGAUGGAACUACAGUACUUGAAGAUGAAGUUCAUGAGCAGGGAAGGGGAAUACAUGUGAUUGUACUGAACCAAGCAACGGGACAUGUGAUGGCAAAGAGAGUUUUUGACACUUAUUCACCACAUGAGGACGAGGCAAUGGUUCUCUUUCUAAAUAUGGUGGCCCGUGGGCGAAUUUUGAUAUUUACUAUUAAGGAUGAAGGCUCCUUCCAUUUAAAAGAUACUGCAAAGAACCUUCUCAAGAGUCUAGGAAGUCAGAUCGCACCCUCUUUGGGAUGGAGGGACAUGUGGACUUUUGUGGUUAAGAAAGGGGGACAGGUUUAUGGGGAGAAGCAUUCCAAAUCUCCAGCUUUGUCCACUUGGGGUGACCCAAUACUUUUAAAGACUGAUAUUCAACUUGUUCCUCCAGAGGAUGCAGAAUGCCAUUGGCCUGAUACAGAAUUAAACAGAAGACGCAAAAGAUUUUGCAGCAAAGUAGAAGGUUAUGGCAGUGUCUGCAGCUGCAAGGAUCCCACACCCAUAGAAUUCAACCCCAUGCCUUUAAAAGAAAACAAAGUGACUACUGUUCCCGUGGCUGUUAUUGCAGGCAACAGACCUAACUACCUCUACAGGAUGCUUCGUUCUCUUCUGUCAGCACAAGGUGUUAGUCCACAGAUGAUCACAGUGUUUAUAGAUGGCUAUUAUGAGGAGCCAAUGGAUGUUGUGGAGCUGUAUGGUUUAAAAGGCAUUCAGCACACUCCAAUAAGCAUUAAAAAUGCACGCGUUUCUCAGCAUUACAAAGCUAGUUUGACUGCAACAUUUAAUCUGCAUCCAGAUGCAAAGUUUGCGAUUGUACUUGAAGAAGACCUGGACAUUUCAGUAGAUUUCUUCAGUUUCCUGAGCCAGACUAUCCAUUUACUGGAAGAGGAUGAGAGCCUGUACUGCAUCUCUGCUUGGAAUGAUCAGGGAUAUGAACACACUGCUGAGGACUCUUCCCUCCUCUAUAGAGUGGAGUCUAUGCCAGGAUUAGGAUGGGUUUUAAGAAAAAAUCUUUACAAAGAUGAACUGGAACCAAAGUGGCCAACACCAGAAAAAUUGUGGGAUUGGGAUAUGUGGAUGCGAAUGCCAGAGCAAAGGAAGGACAGAGAGUGCCUCAUCCCAGAUGUAUCAAGGUCAUAUCAUUUUGGCAUUGUUGGUCUUAACAUGAACGGCUAUUUCCAUGAAGCCUAUUUUAAAAAGCACAAGUUCAACACUGUACCAAAUGUGCAGCUCUCAAAUGUGAAAAGUCUGCAAAAAGAUGCUUAUGAAAUAGAAAUCCACAGAAUUCUGAGUGAAGCAGAAGUCCUAGACCAUAGUAAAAACCCUUGUGAGGACUCCUUCAUUCCAGACACAGAGGGGAAAACAUAUAUAAUGUAUAUCAAAAUGGAGCAAGAAGCAGAUUUUACCACCUGGACUCAGCUUGCAAAGUGCCUGCAUAUUUGGGACCUUGAUGUGAGAGGGAACCACAAAGGACUUUGGCGCCUUUUCCGAAAGAAGAACCACUUUUUGGUGGUGGGAUUUCCUUUUUCUCCUUAUGCGGUUAAGAAACCUGCUUCAGUUACCCCCAUCUAUCUGGAACCUCCUCCAAAAGAAGAAGCAGCCGUGGCUGGGAUUGACCAGUCCUGAAGCCUGAAUUAUAUGUUUCCAUUUGUUCUGGAUGGACCCUCCUGUAGUGCAUUUUGGAGCAUAAACACUAACCUCUAACCAGCUCCUUACUGUUUUGUCAGUUGUAAUUAGCACAUUUUUAUUGGGUUGAUUCACUGACUUAAUGGGGAAGAAUAAUUGCAACCGCAUAUAUAGCUAUUUGAUCCCUUUUAAAGACCACUACUUUUCAGAGACAAUUUCAGAGAGAAGCUGUAAAUUAUUUCUCCAUUUGGAGCAACAGUUCUGCCAAUGAUUCCUGAAACCUGGAAUACAGAAUAGGAGGUUCACAAUUUUAUUCUCACUAGAACUACUCUUAAGGAAAAUACAUUUCAACCUGGGAUUAUUUUUUUGUUAUAUUUAAUUUAUUACUGAUCAUGUACAUGUUAUUUUCAUAUGAUGUUUUACUUGGAGAAAAUGUAUUUGUACUGAGGCUUUUGGGUGCUCACUUGAAAAUGAAGGCUACGGUGACCUUUGUCUGAGUUAAAGUUUUGUGUCCUUUGGAUUUCUGCUGCAGCCCCUGCAAUAAUACACCUACUGCUGGAAGCCUUGGUUGCAGUGGUCUUUUAUUUUAUUUUUUUAUGUUAAAUUAAAACAGUAAUUGUUAUACUCCGGCGGCAGCAUUUUCCAGUGCCUUAUUGCUGUUAAUCUGCCUUGUUCACUUGACUCAAACUCACUUUUUUCUUUUUUGCAGGGUAGUUUGUCAUUUUCAUACUGGUUGGUGUAUAUACAUGUACAGGUGGAAAUAGUAUAUGUGUAUAUACAGUGUGUAUGUAUGUGUGUAUAUAUAUAUAUAUAUAUAUAUAUAUAUAUAUAUAUAUAUAUAUAUAUAUAUAUAUAUAUAUAUAUAUAUAUAUAUAUAUAUAUAGUGUAAUACUUGUGUAUGGAGAAAUACAUGUACACAUGUGUAAUAUAUAUAUGUGUUUGUAUGUGAGCGAAAAAUAUAAAGAAAAUGAUUACUCCAAGCUAAAACAAUCUGUACAAGGAGGUCUAGGGCACCUUGUGCAUAAAAGGAGCUCCCUUAGUCUCUGGUGCACCAGCCAAUCAACAGGGCACAUAUAUGAUUUGCCGCAACUGCUUGAGAAGGAGCUUUUCAAUCAUAACAUUAGAACUUCUUCAUCCAGGGUGUGGCUUUGAUUAGUGUAACUCACAUUAAAAUCUGCCUUACUUACUAUGAACUAUGAACGAUGACUUUCAAAAUCCCUGAAAUGUUAUUGCUGAAAGUGUGGGCAUUUUAAAGUUUUCCCUAGAAUGGAAAAGACUCUUUUCCGGGAGCAAGAAGUACCCAAGCACCCACACAUAAACCCUUUAAAAUAAUAAUUCAAUUUACAUUUAAUAUUAAACAUUUUUUUGCAUUUAUCCCUUGAGGGAAGCUGAAAAUGUUUCUAGUUUCAUGGUCAUGAUUUAUGCUAGCGUAAUUAGUAUCAAGCAUAAAAUACAUUCUUUUUGCAGAGAAAAAGCAAAUCUGCCUUUGAUAAUGGAUAAUACAUCCCCUACCAUUACCUUGCAUGACAUUCAUCUUUUUUUUUUUUUUUUUUUUUUUUCAAAUAGAUUUGCAUAGUCUGUUAAUAACUUCUUUUUACUUAAUCAUUUUUCAAUUCCUAACACUAGGUUUGGCACAAAGAAUCCGUAUUGAACAGAUGCUGCUGAAUCAGAACAUUAGACUGUUUGGUAAAACAAGAGAAUAUGUUCAUCCUCUGGUAACAAAGCUUAUGUGCAAUUUUAUUUCUGCAUUUCAUUGGAAUAGACCUGAUGAAUAAAAUGUAUCUAAUUCUAAUGUGAAAACAAAAUUUAUAAUGGGCACAUACAUCAAGUCUUCUGUGUUAAUUUAUAUGAUGUGAUUCUAUUGUGUAAUCAUAAGAAACUCUUGGAACACUGGAAUGUAUGCAUUUCAUAGUAUAUCCCUCUGUCUACAUUCAAAAUCCAUUUUCUGCACUAAUUCAAAGAAAGUUGCACUUCUGUAUAUUUAGAAUUGCCUUUCUUUCCUUUGAGUUGUUGAUUACUUAAAUAUUGUCUCCUUUCCCCUACAUUCUGAUAAAAUGCAUUUUAAUGAACAGAUUUUUUUUUAAUUACUUAUAUUAGAUAUACCAUGACUUGGAUGAAUGAAAAUCUUCAUAGUCUAAUAAACAUACAUACUGUAUAUGUAUGAAGGUACUAUAUGUAAUGAAUCUUUUUAUAGUCUUGUACUUCUACAAAAAUGCAACCUUCUUUUUCCUAUUUAAACAAACUGUUAAAACCAAUGCUGACUCCAUAUCAACCAUCAAUUGAGUUGUUUUUUGUAAUGCAGUCAUGCUGGGUGGCCCCUGGUAUGGCUUGUAUCUGAAACCUGCUAUUGAUUUGCAGGGAGUAGUGGUCCAUAACCGGCUGUAGGACGACAGAUUGGACAUCUGUAUCCUGCAUGGAGAUGUUUAUUCAAAGCAGAGAAUAUAUAGGGCAGAUUUAUCAAAGUUCGAGUUGAAUUUUCGAAUGAAAAAAAUUCGAGUUUCGGACUAUUUUUUGUGUACUUCGACUAGGGAAUAGUCCAAAUUCGAUUCGAAUUUGAAAAAAAUUCAAAUAUUGAAAUGUGUCAUGUACUGUCUCUUUAGAUUUAGCUAAAUACUGAUGUUCCAGAAAAGAUCUGGUCAGAUAUCAUACCAACCCCUAAUUUGCCUAUUUUCAAGUUCGAGAAUGAAAUGAGAAUGAAAUGAAAUUCCAUUAAUUUUAAGCAAAACAAUUCAUUACAGUCAUUUAAAAAUAUAUGACAUUGAGGUUAUGUAAUAAAAGACACUAACUUUGCCCUGAUGCAGUAAGCCAUAGCAACCAAGCAAAAGGAAGAAUUUACUGGUCACUAGUGAUGUAAGAGGUUGACAAAUUGUCGACCAGCACCCAAUCCGGCAGUGGGUCUGUGUCUAUUUAUUAUAUUCUAUUUAUCUGCCCGCAGGUAUACCCCUGCAAUCUAUUAAUGAAGGAAACUUUCUGCCUGGUGGUGAUCUAAAAGUUAGUGAUGCUAUAUAGUGUGUUCUGCAUGUGUGUGUGUGUGUGUAUGUAUGUAUAUAUAUAUAUAUAUCACAUAUGUUUUGUUAGCUCAGUAGUUCUGAAACUGUUGGAUGUAAUUUAUUAAUUAAAUGGGUUGCUCACCUUUGAGCUUUAGUAUGAUCUAAGGAGUGAUAUUCUGAAACAAUUUCCCAUUGGUUUUCAUUUUUUAUUAUUUGUGGUUUUUGAGUUAUUUAGCUUUUUAUUCAGCAGCUUUCCAGUUUGCUGUGUCAGCAAUCUGGUUGUUAGAGUCCAAAUUACCCUAGCAACCAUGCAUUGAUUUGAAUGAGAAUGUGGAAUAUUAAUAGGGGAGGGUCGGAACAGAAAGAUGAGUAAUAGAAGUAGUAAUAAAUACAUUUGUAGCUUUAAAGAGCAUUUGUUUUCAGACAGGGUCAGUGACCCCCUUUUGAAGGCUGGAAAGAGUCAGGAGAAAAAGGGAAAUAAUUCAUAAACUAUAAAAAAUAAAUAAUGAAGACUAAUUGAAAAGUUUCUUAGAAUUGGCCAUUCCAUAACAUACUAAAAGUUAACCUGAAGGUGAACCACGCACUGAGUGGUUUAGGGGGGGAUACAUUUACCCUUUAGAAAUACUUGCUGUGACCCCACUUUACAGUUUUUAAAAUAAUUAUCUUUCACAUGGGGAAAGUCAGAGGGAGCUCAAGAAACCUAGAUUUAGGGGCAGAUUUACAUAGGGUCGAAUAUCGAGGGUUAAUUAACCCUCGAUAUUCGACUGCUGAAUGUAAAUCCUUUGAAUAUCGAAGUCGAAGGAUUUAGCGCUAUUUCUAUGAUUGAACGAUCGAAGGAAUAAUCGUUCGAUCGAGCGAUUAAAUCCUUCGAAUUGAACGAUUUUAAUCCAUCGAUCUAAGGAUUUUCCUUCGGUCAGAAAAUUGUUAGGAAGCCUAUGGGGACCCCCUAUGGGAGGGGCUAACAUUGGCCUCAGUAGGUUUUAGGUGUUGAACUAGGGGGUCUAAGUAUUUUUUAAAGAGACAGUACUUCGACUAUUGAAUAGUCGAACGUUUUUUACUUGAAUCAUUCGAUUCAAAGUCGUAGUCGAAGGUCGAAGUAGCCUAUUCAAUAGUCGAAGAAUCCAUAUUCGACCAUUCGAAAUUCGAAGUAUUUUUUCUUCUAUUCCUUCACUCGAGCUAAGUAAAUGGGCCCCUUAAUGUUCUCUUUAGCAUAUUACUACCCUUUUACCUUGAUUAAUUAUAUCUUCGUUUGGACCAAGUACAAGGAACUGUUUUAUUAUUACAGAUAAAAGAAAUAAUUUUUAAAAAUUUGAAUUAUCUGAUUAUAAUGGAUUCUACGGGAGACGGCCUUUCAGUAAUUCUGAGCUUUCUGGAUAACAGGUUUCCAGAUAACGGAUUGAUACCUGUAGUUGGGUAAUUCUAUGCAUAUUGUGUCAUACAUACAUUUAUUAUAUUUUGCAUUUGUACUGAAGAACACGGGUGAUAAGAUGAUAUAAAAUGCAAGGUUGAAAUUCAGGCAGUAUGUAGUGUUUGCUGGCAUUCAAAUGCAUUCAUACAAACGACAUAUAUUUUGUGGUUUCUAGAAGCCUCAUAUCUUUGAAUACCCUAUGAAUACAUGGUAUCUCUAUCUUUAGAAGUUCUGUAGCUUAUAUUUUUGCUUUUGUCUUUUUUGUGCCCAUGAUCACGUGACACAAUAAAACCACCAUCAUUAC